AUGUCCACUGCCGUCGCCCAGCAUGACCCGUCCGUCCUCCGGCCGCGCGCCAUUCCCAAUCAGCCCGACACAAAGGCCGAUGCGACUCUAACGCCUCCUAUGCUGGAUAGGUUGAGUUCAGAUGCAAGUGGCUACUCCACCCCCAUCCCUGAAGAUGCGCCCCCAUCGGCGCAAUCGAUUGCGGUGGCGCGCAAGCAAGUGCGCGCUCGGAAUCGCCUCUUUUAUACCAUUGACUACGUGCCUCGAGUAUCCCAUUUCGAUCCCGAUAGCGAUUAUCACAAUUUCCGGGGUUUCUUCACCUUGUUCUGGAUCAGCUUGGUGAUUAUGGUGGUUACAACUAUGCUACGCAAUAUUAAGGAUACUGGAUACCCGUUGCGGGUGCGAGUUUGGAGUCUGUUAUCGGCCAAUGUGUGGGAGCUGGGCCUGACUGAUCUGGCCAUGGUGGCCAGCUCGGCACUUGUCCUGCCCAUGCAUAAGAUCUGGCGCAGCGGGCCGAGGUGGCUGCGGUGGGCACGUGGAGGUAUGAUCCUUCAAAGCAUAGGAGAGGCUCUGUGGCUAGCGGUGUGGAUCAACUGGCCGUUUAUGCGCCUCUGGACUUGGACGGCCCAAGUGUUUUUCACCCUCCAUCUCUUGACGAUUCUCAUGAAAUUACAUUCAUAUGCCUUUUAUAAUGGCCAUCUUAGCGAGACUGAGCGACGUCUCGCCGCUCUCGAUAAGCCAGGCCCCAUUGAGCCGAGCUCUCCCGCUGCAAUCCGGUAUCCGGAGCCUUACCGCCGCCGCCCGUCAAUGAAGCCCCAGCAUGACGAUGACGAUUCCACUGAGCCUCUGGCCCGUUUACGUGAAGACCUGGCCACAGAGUUGACCUCCCCUCUGGGCAACAUCUCCUACCCACAGAACCUAAGUCUUGGAAACUACGCAGACUUCGUGUGUUGCCCAACUCUAUGUUAUGAGUUGGAGUACCCCCGCCGACCCAACCGCCGCUGGGAUGAGAUUGCAUGGAAGACUCUUGCAAUAUUUGGAUGUAUCUUUUUGCUCACACUAACGAGCGAGGAAUUCAUCGUUCCUGUCCUGAGCGAGGCACACCUUCAAUUAGAAGCUCUCGACAGUGUAACCGAGAAGGCGCUCGUCCUGGCCGAGACCAUCAGCAUGCUACUAUUCCCCUUCAUGGUGACCUUCCUACUAGUAUUCCUAGUGAUCUUCGAAUACGUGCUAGGCGCAUUCGCAGAGCUGACCCGCUUCGCUGACCGACACUUCUACUCUGACUGGUGGAACUCGUGUGACUGGCUUGAAUUCUCACGAGAGUGGAACGUCCCCGUCCACCACUUCCUCUUCCGCCAUGUCUACUUCCCAUCCCGCUCCCACUUUUCUCAACCCGUGGCCAUGUUCAUCACAUUCCUGGUCAGCUCGAUUUUCCACGAAGUAGUCAUGAGCUGUAUCACCAAAAAAUUGCGCGGUUACGGCUUCGGAGCUAUGAUGCUCCAGCUUCCCAUCGUCGCAGUGCAGAAGUCGCGGUUUUUCAAGGGAAGGAAGACUCUCAACAAUGUUUUCUUCUGGUUCUCGAUGAUCUCGGGUCUUUCGAUAAUGUGCGUCUUUUACGUCCUGGUUUGA
This is a messenger RNA of Penicillium subrubescens, 1608 nucleotides long. Its product is annotated as putative sterol o-acyltransferase (APE2). Gene Ontology annotation, biological process: ergosterol metabolic process. Gene Ontology annotation, cellular component: endoplasmic reticulum membrane. Gene Ontology annotation, molecular function: ergosterol O-acyltransferase activity. Lineage: Eukaryota; Fungi; Ascomycota; Eurotiomycetes; Eurotiales; Aspergillaceae. The record is from RefSeq and is a predicted model, not a curated record. The coding region runs from base 1 to 1608 and encodes 535 amino acids. The transcript is spliced from 6 exons.